This is a messenger RNA of Lactuca saligna, 522 nucleotides long. Lineage: Eukaryota; Viridiplantae; Streptophyta; Magnoliopsida; Asterales; Asteraceae. The record is from the annotation of a GenBank genome assembly.
AUGAAGUAUGCUAUUCAGGUCAAGAUGAAUAUCUUGCGGUUUUCUGGCUACGUCUGGCAAGAGAGUGAUGAAAAGCAAAAACUGAAAGUGAAAGAAAAGCUUGACAAGAAUAAUAAAGAGAAGCUUUUGGAAUUUUUUGAUCUGUUUGACAUGCCAAUUGGCAAGACUUCUGCAAAGAAGGAAGAUGUUGUCAUAAAGCUGAUAGAUUUUAUGUUGAAGCCUCAUGUCACAAAUAAGUCUACGAGUGCCAUGAUGCAUCAUGCUGGACAUAGAUUUCAUGAAGUCUUUCAGAUGAAACAUGGUGACUAUUCUGAUCUUCCUGCAGCAAAAAUCUCAGAGUUGAUGAAAUCUAACAGUUUGGAUGUGAUUUCCUUAAUGCUUUUUGUCCCUUGUGAAUUCAUCAAUAUUCACAUUUUACAAUUGUAUAAAUUUAGAAUCUUUUAUUGUCCAGAUUGCCCCUACAUAGUCGCUUCUAAGCAUAGUAAAUGGGAUUCUAGAAAAAAGCAUCAGCAGGAUGAGUAG